Molecule: messenger RNA, 2634 nt
Organism: Aspergillus costaricaensis CBS 115574
Lineage: Eukaryota; Fungi; Ascomycota; Eurotiomycetes; Eurotiales; Aspergillaceae
Product: amidohydrolase
Exons: 6
Coding region: 1-2634 (877 amino acids)
Molecular function (GO): hydrolase activity, acting on carbon-nitrogen (but not peptide) bonds
Source: RefSeq, a predicted model, not a curated record
AUGCGAGUCUAUUCGUCGAUCGACUCCAGCAACGCCCUCGCCUUCCACAACGGUCGCGUAUAUACCAUCAACGACGACCAGCCCUGGGCCGAGGCAUUUAUUGUAUCCCCGACGGGGGUCAUCGAGCACAUUGGUAGGAAUGCAGCCAUCUUGGAGAUCGCCUCGGCUCGCGGCCUCAUUCAAUAUGACCUCCGCCGGCGCUUCGUCAUGCCGGGCAUCCACGACGCCCAUACGCACCUGCUCGUCGCCGGCCUACAAGGGCUGAACGAAGCCCGCAUCGGCUUCGACUCGACGCCCGACAACCUCACAUCUCGACUUGCUAAAGGUUCCUGCGCAUGCGCCUACGCCAAUGUUACCGGGGACUGGCUCAUUGGAAACUUCUACCAGGCCAACCAUUUCCCGAACGGCGUGCCCGAUCGCAAAUACCUAGAUGAUCACUACCCCGAUCAGCCCGUGCUCAUCCGCGAAGUCUCCUGUCAUCGAAUCUUACUAAAUACGGCUGGACUUAUCCGUGCUGGAAUUGAUCCUAAUGGCGCCCCGGAUCCAGAUGGUGGGUACUACGUCCGCCGAAAAGAUGGGAUAACCCUCACAGGGGAAGUAGUCGAGAACGCCAUGACAGCUGUGUUUGACUGUCUGCCUAUCCCGCCGUUGGCGCAUGUCAAACGCGCGAUUCACCAUGCGAUGUCUAUAUGCCACAAAUAUGGAAUCACGUCCUGCCAGGAAGCGUCGGCGAAUACGCUCUACUUACAUGCUGUGCGAGAACUGGAGUUGGAGAACCGGCUGGAUCUGGAUAUCCAUACGCACAUUGUGUCAGCGCCGGUGUAUUUCGCCAUGGAGCCGCAGGAUAGUCUAGCCGGGUUGCUUGAUGUGGCGGAGGGAUUCAGAAGCCGACAUGUGCAUACUCAAUUUGUAAAGUUCUGGCUGGAUGGGGCUCCACUGCCUCCGGAAUUCACGCAGGCGGAUCUGGAUGCGAAUGGACAGCCGAUUCCGACGCAUUUGGCGCUGGAUAAAGACUUCCUGUACAAGGCCGUGAAAAAAUAUGAUGGCCGGGGCAUGACGUGUAAACUGCAUACCGCCGGUGAGGGAUCUGCUCGACUGGCCCUAGAUGUCAUCGCCAAGGUGCGGGAAGGGAAUCCGGCUGGUCCCAGACACGAGCUUGCUCAUUGUAAUGCGGUGCACAAGGAUGACAUCGCGCGGUUUGCUCCGUUGAAAGUGACUGCGGAAAUGUCACCCGCCAUCUUCCAUCACGACGUCGUGGAAGAGUAUCCCGAACUCAACAAAUGGGCGUUCAACGGGGUGCUCGCCUCGGGCGCACUCAUGACCAUUGGCUCGGACUGGAUGCUCCCCGAUACGCCAUCAUUAUUUGAUGCCCUGGCUGCGAUUGUUGAACGCGUCCGAUACAAACCUGGAGGGCGAUGCCGGCGUCUCGCGUUGGGGGAGACGGCGAUGCAACGCGGAGGAGAGAUCCUCUGUCGCGUUCUGACGCUCAGCGGAGCAGAGGCUGUUGGGGCGCAGCAUCGCACUGGGAGUUUGGAAGUGGGCAAGAUGGCCAAUUUUAUUGUCGUCGAUCGGGAUUUGAGCCAGGGGAAUUUCAAGGGUGCGAACGUGCUGGAAACGUGGUUUGAGGGAAGGAAAGUGUAUCAGGCCACCAUGUCAAGUAAUACCCAUAAUGUCCACCUGCUCGAGUUCGUCGCGCAAAAGCGCUUUCACCAGCGGAUAGUCCUGCCUGCUACUGCACACCAUGGGCGGCUUGCGGUUACCUAUGCAGACAUCGGGCCCCGGACAACGAAGGAUGGCUCACCCACCCCGACUAUGCUGCUGAUUCAGGGAAUGGCAGGAUCCCGGCUAUGGUGCUGCCAAAAAGAUCAUCUCGCUAACAAACUGGAGUGCUGGCACUAUCUACAUCUUGAAUUUGUUGAUGCAUCGACGCGACCUGCUGUACCCGAAAAGGCCAAUGGCAGUACUGAUGGGCUAACAUUCGCAGCACCGUGGGUGGAGCCCAAACAUUCGGACAUUCUCUCCUUACAAAUGGCCAGGAUGAUCCCUACUGGCGUUCUGAAACAAUGGAACAAGGUGAUGAAAUUCGUAGUCACCAAAGCAGUCCCUUCGCUCUCCUCGAGCGUGGAAGUCCUCGCCUCGAUGGGCGGCAGUAUUCCCCGUGCGUCCAAAGAAGACAUUGAGCACCGUGAACCAAAUCUUACUGCAGAUGAAUUGGACCCACGGACCGCCGAGGAGUUGGAGAACUUAUGCAUCGAGUAUAUUUUCCUGGAGGAUACCACAGGAAUGAAUGAUGAGGCUGUUGUCUGCUUGAAGAAGACAACCGGGUUGUGGGGAGUCUGUGAAGACCUCCCGAUCUAUAUCCGCUGGCUGGUGCGGGCAGAACAGUUGUACCAACCAGGCCACCCGGAGGUGAAGCAGCCUUUGCAGAUCAAGGCCAUUUUUGCAGAGAAGGAUGGGAUGAUUGGACCCAAGGGACAGAAAUACUUCGAGGACUGUUUCGCCAGAUCCGAUCUCAACGGGGUGGUCUCGUUUGAAUCGGUCAUGGAGAAAGGGACGGGACAUGACACGCUCUGGGGCUUGGACACUGCAUUCUUGAAGAUUUUGAAAGACAUUAAAGACACGCUCUCUCAGUAA